This is a messenger RNA of Serpula lacrymans var. lacrymans S7.9, 1562 nucleotides long. RefSeq lists its product as uncharacterized. Bases 85 to 1359 code for a protein of 424 amino acids. NCBI's taxonomy places the organism in Eukaryota, Fungi, Basidiomycota, Agaricomycetes, Boletales, Serpulaceae. The record is from RefSeq and is a predicted model, not a curated record. The transcript is spliced from 5 exons.
AGUGCUCCGCCUAAUAAAGGCUCCUGCUGAUUUUUCUUUGGCUGUCGCUUGUUCAUCGUUCAUGGUUUGUACGCUCAGAUAUCAAUGGAGAACAGGCGCGCCGAAACUCUCGAGGCGCUGUCAGCGUACAUUGAAUCACAAAAGGCGCUCCUUGCUCGCACCCAGGUCGAUAUUGGGAGACUGAGGAAGCUAAGGAACGAUGCAUUGGGCCGUCCGAAGAGUUUUAUGGGCAAUAUCAUAUCUGAGUUAAGCGAAAGUGACUGUAAACUAUCGGAGCAGACCGAUUGCGGGCGUGCUUUACCAGAGAAGAUUGACUGGGAGCUAUUUGCUGCGCGUGACUCAGCCUCGCUUAAGGCAUUGACAUUCACUACUCGUCAGACACACCUGCAACGCAAUACACCUCAUACGACCCAGCGCUCUCCCCUUUCCAGCCUACAAAAGCUUGUCAAGGAAGCUCGAAAAGCAAUCGUCGAUCCCAUACUAUUCCCUCCCGCUGCCAAUGCUAACACUUCAUCCGUAGAACACAUCUCCCCUUCGCUAGUCUCUCUUUCGCUUCCAUCUGAUGGCGAGGAAGAGCAUGAACGAGAACCCAAAGUACAAGAAUCAGUGACAACGGCACGUAGGCGAGAACGUGAACGCGCAAAAAUUCGAGAACUGAAGAAGAGGAAGUUUGGCUGUGGACUGACUAUCAGCACUGGGCCGACCGAGGAUGGGGUGUUUGUGAGGAGAGACGUAGGCGAUGAGAGCGGGGAAGUUGAUAUUUGGGCUGAAGAAAAAGAGGAUGAAUUUAGAAUUGGAGCAGAAGUCGAACCCCUAAGCGCCAUCGCUGAGGCCAUCGAUAAGCCGAUGGAUGUAGAGGAGUCGGUCGCGCCACCUGCGCCCCCCAUAAAUCCUCCACAAGAUAGCAAAAUACCCCUCAGAGUCCAGACCCAAGAUCUUAUCACGGCGUUCCCUACCGAUGUAGCUCUGAGCACAGCAUCUUCCCAUAAUACUAGAGGUUCGAGGAAAAAGUCUAUGACGAAAUCAGAACUAGAGCCAGAGAUUUCAGUUCCACCUCCUAAGCAAUCGCUGGGCAAGAGAUCACGCGAUGCAGCAGAAAAAGGUGAUACGUACGAAAAGGAGACCGGAAAGCCCAAACCCGAGACUUACAAGUUGGCAUGGUCCGUAUCUGAACAACAUCUUUUAGAACGAUUACUAGAGGAGAUUCCGGACGGAGAAAAGAAUCGUUGGCAAAAGAUAUCAAUAGCUAUGAAAGGUCGAAGGACACCUAGGCAGGUGGCAAGUCGUGUGCAAAAAUAUUUUGAGAAGCUGAAGCGCUUCGGCAUUGGUGUCGAUGUCACACACGAAGGGAAGACUUGAACGACCAAUGGUUUCAACGAGUAAUAUAUUGAUAGUAUUUUCGUGCUAAUUAUUGUAUUUUUGCAUGCAAAUGUUACUAUACUAUGCUCCAGUGGACAACAGGGAGCUCGUAUGGUUGCCUGGCCCAAGGGUUCUUGCAAAGACCAGGGCUCGGCUAACCCGUCGGUGUAACAAUCACGUAGGAUGCCACACAGAUGAUUAGU